Messenger RNA from Populus euphratica (Euphrates poplar), 996 nucleotides. Its product is annotated as polygalacturonase-like. The transcript has 5 exons. The record is from RefSeq and is a predicted model, not a curated record. Lineage: Eukaryota; Viridiplantae; Streptophyta; Magnoliopsida; Malpighiales; Salicaceae. Bases 1 to 894 code for a protein of 297 amino acids. Gene Ontology annotation, biological process: carbohydrate metabolic process. Gene Ontology annotation, molecular function: polygalacturonase activity.
AUGCCGUGGUUUGGUGGCUCCUUCAUGCUCUCUGGACUGCUGUGCAAGCUGGUCUACUUCAACAAUAUUACUGGAGAGGCAUCCUUUGACAAUUCAAGCAGUUGCCCAAAUAUAAAAGUGGAGUUAUGUAGCAGCAAUUGCCCUGCUGGAGCUACGACCUUGAGCUUUGUGAACUCCAACAACAUAAAGAUCAAAGGAUUGCUGUCACUAAACAGCCAAAUGUUCCACAUUGUGAUAAAUGGCUGCCAGAAUGUGCAAGUCCAAGGAGUCAGAGUGAUAGCUGCUGGUGACAGCCCAAACACAGAUGGCAUUCAUGUCCAAUUAUCAACUGAUGUUGUGAUCAUGGAUUCUUCGAUUAAAACCGGGGAUGAUUGUAUCUCAAUUGGACCCGGGACUAAGAACCUGUGGAUCGAAAGGGUCGGAUGUGGCCCCGGCCAUGGCAUCAGUAUCGGAAGCUUAGCCAAGACCACGGAUGAGCGCGGGGUUCAGAAUGUGACAGUUAAGAACACAGUUUUUAGUGGCACUACAAAUGGGUUUAGAAUUAAGUCGUGGGCCAGACACAGCAACGGUUUUGUUAAAGCAAUUCGAUUCAUUGGAGCCACUAUGAUUAAUGUCCAAAAUCCAAUCAUCAUCGAUCAAAACUACUGUCCGCACAAUUUAAAUUGCCCCAAUCAGGUAUCGGGCAUACAAAUAAGUGAUGUCAUGUAUCAAGGCAUUCGAGGAACAUCUGCCACACCAGUAGCUAUAAAGUUUGAUUGUAGCUUCAAAUAUCCAUGCAAAGGUAUAAGACUGCAGAAUGUAAACUUGACCUACUUAAAGAAAGAAGCUCGGUCAACUUGCACCAACGCGAUUGGAAAAACAUAUGGUCAAGUUCUGCCAGAUAAUUGUUUGUAAUUUUUCUGUUUUACUGUGAAGUAUUUAUAUAUUUUCUCUUUGUAAUUAACUGUUUGUAUAUAAAUUAAUAAGUUAUAUAUCGUUGGUAUUUGAUUGUUGAGA